Molecule: messenger RNA, 5539 nt
Organism: Toxotes jaculatrix (banded archerfish)
Lineage: Eukaryota; Metazoa; Chordata; Actinopteri; Toxotidae
Product: gamma-aminobutyric acid receptor subunit rho-2-like
Exons: 9
Coding region: 1746-3140 (464 amino acids)
Biological process (GO): regulation of membrane potential; nervous system process; chemical synaptic transmission
Cellular component (GO): neuron projection; synapse; GABA-A receptor complex
Molecular function (GO): extracellular ligand-gated monoatomic ion channel activity; GABA-A receptor activity; neurotransmitter receptor activity
Source: RefSeq, a predicted model, not a curated record
UUAAAGUGAGAUUUGAACUCUGACCUCCAGAGAUCAGUAUAGGGCAAACAUCCAGCAGCAGAUGAAGGAAAAAUCACUUGAGCUUUCUCCAUCAUGACUCUAAGAUCUGACAUUUACGCACAGCUCAGAGCAGCAAAUCCGUUUGCAUGAAGAAACCCGUUUCUGGUCCAAAUCGGUUCUCAUUGAGGUUAUUGUAACGAAUCCGACCCCUCCACACCGCGGGUCACACUGUGGUUUGGAGGAGGUGGAGGGGUGGGGGACCCUGAAAGCCUCCAAAAGCUGCCGGGGCGCAGUGAUCGCUCUCAUUCAGCUGCGUGUGAAACCUCCUGCGUCUGUUCACAACAGCAAAGAAAAUCCAGCAGCACUCAGAUCCAGCAGGUCCAGGAUGGUGGUUGUUAUUUCAGAAAUAUAGAUUAUAGGCUCUUUAUUCAUUUUGCACUGAGGGUAACAGGAGACUGGAAAGUGGAGGAAUUUCAGGAAGGUAUAUUCUCUUUAAGUCUUUUGUUUGGCUGCUAUUUUUCCUCUGUUUGUCACAGUGUCAUUUUCAAAGAUCCUCUCACCAGCACUUUGGGUUUAUCAUACUGGCAAAACAUGGAUUUCUACUCAUGGACUAACAAACUGCAUCAGGUGGUUUGUUAGUCCAAGCAGCAGGAAUAGGAGGACUGCUGAUUUUCAUUAGUGAUUAAUUGUUUCCUCCUUCAGUAGUUUUGUCCCCUGAAAUGGUCUCUAACGUGUUCAUUACCUUGAAGCUGGAAUCAUUAAAGAUCAGUCAGUUUGUUUUUCUCUUAAUUGAUUAGCCACAAGUUUUCACUCAAAAACCAGUUGGUUUUAAAAUGAGCUUUGCUACAUGCAAAUGUGCUGAACACUUGUUUCCCACAGUUACAAUUAAUUAGGAGGUGCAAAGAGAAAAAUGGUAAACAAAACAAAACAUAAGAUUACAUAUAGGAGCCCAUACGGAGCCGUGGACAGCCGCUUAGCUCGCUCACUCAUUUUUUUCUCUUUUGACUCAGUCCCACACACAUCUUCCUGCAACCAGAGAUCUUCACUAGCGCACCAAAUGUGGAUUAAUCCACCGCUGCAAAUAAUCCCCAACUGUUGCAUUAUUCCCUCGUUUGAGUAAUGUUUGCUAAGAACUAUAGUUUAAAAAAAAAAAAACAGUAUAUAAUAUAUAAAUAUAUCUAUUAUAUUUAUGAGGUGUGGAGCAUCAUGCUCGGGUGAAUGUGAUAAAAACGCUGCUUUUCUGGAGAGCUGACGUGUGGAGAAGCUAACGACGUGCAGGCAGACGCAGAAAGUAAUGGGUGCGGAUGUUUUGAUGUGCAUUGCUUGAGGUCGGCGUGUGUUGCCCUAAAGGGUAGUGAGGUUGCAGCAAGUCCUCCAAAUGAAAUGACAGAAUACAUCAUUUUGUGUUUUGCUUUCUAGCACAGCAUAGGAUCUGACGCCUUUAUCAACCAAAAUUUGAAAAGUAAAUAAAUAAAUAAAUGUGUUUAACAGCAUGACAAUACUAUAAUUAAGGUUUGGAAAGAUCAUGGCGUGGGUUAAAUUAAACACUUGAGGUCAUGGCAACAUCUUGGUUUGAGCCAAAGCUGAUACAUCGUUAAGGUUAGCAGGCUUUCGUUGUCAUGGUUACAAUAAUAGCCAUCUAGUUAUGGUUGGAAAUAAUCACGGUCAGCUUUCCAAAGCAAAAAAAAAAAAAAAAAAAAAAACCUGGACUCACUGUGAGAAAAGGUAACAAACAGCUGUCUCCCAUGUCCAUGUCCAUCCACGCUGAUGCAGUCGUCCUUCUGUGGAGGACAGACUUGGAGCUCAGGAUAGUGGACAGAUGUAGCGCAUCAGACUUUAAGGAUCCUCUGUCGAAGAAGGUUGCGGAUGGAACCAAAACCCGAAAAGUGAAGACCAGCCACCUUCUGCGCAUAGACGAACAUGACUUCACCAUGAGGCCCGCCUUCGCAGGUCCUGCCGUCCCUGUUGGAGUGGAUGUUCAGGUGGAGAGCUUGGACAGCAUAUCAGAGGUCGACAUGGACUUCACCAUGACCCUGUAUCUGAGGCACUACUGGAAGGACGAGAGGCUGGCCUUCCCGAGCUCCACCAACAAGAGCAUGACCUUUGACGGCCGACUGGUGAAGAAGAUCUGGGUACCUGACGUGUUUUUUGUCCACUCCAAGAGGUCGUUCAUCCACGACACUACCACCGACAACAUCAUGCUGCGGGUCUUUCCCGAUGGUCACGUCUUGUACAGCUUGAGGGUUACAGUUACUGCAGCAUGUAACAUGGAUUUCAGUCGUUUCCCUUUGGACUCGCAGACGUGUACGCUGGAGCUGGAGAGCUAUGCUUACACCGACGAAGACCUGAUGCUGUAUUGGAAAAGCGGCGAUGAGUCCCUGAGCACCGAUGACAGGAUUUCUCUGUCUCAGUUCCUCAUCCAGAAGUUUCACACUACCUCUAGACUGGCUUUCUACAGCAGCACAGGUUGGUACAACCGUCUGUACAUCAACUUCACUCUGCGGCGCCACAUCUUCUUUUUCUUGCUGCAAACCUACUUCCCUGCUACUCUGAUGGUCAUGCUGUCCUGGGUGUCUUUCUGGAUUGACCGCAGGGCCGUCCCUGCCAGAGUCUCAUUAGGUAUAACGACAGUGCUCACUAUGUCCACCAUCAUCACUGGAGUCAACGCCUCCAUGCCCAGGGUCUCCUACAUCAAAGCUGUGGACAUUUACCUCUGGGUCAGUUUCGUCUUUGUGUUCCUGUCUGUGCUUGAAUAUGCUGCCGUCAACUACCUGACGACGGUGAGGGACGGUAAAGAAAGGAAGCUCAGAGAAAAAGUCAGGGAACAGUCUCAGACCCUCCCCUGCACCUGUGGCAUGUCCCAUACCAGGACCAUGAUGCUGGAUGGGACAUACAGUGAGGCAGAUGUCAACAGCCUGGCAGGGUACACCAGAGCCUCCAUGACGGCUGAGGAUGCGUCAGAAAAACAGGAGCGAAUGGUCGUGCAUCUCUCCCUGGAUGAAUCCACGGGAACCAAGAAAAAAGGCAUCCGCGGCUUCCGGAUUAUCCAGAACACCCAUGCCAUUGACACCUACUCUCGCAUGAUCUUCCCUGGUGCCUACAUCCUGUUUAACCUGAUCUACUGGUGUGUGUACUGCUGAGCGUGUACGUUUGAGUCGAAACAGUAGCAGCGAAAGAAAAAACAGCGAAACCAUUUCGUUGACCUUCAGAGAGAGGUAGUUGUUCCCAUACUGCAUGUUCAGGUGGAGCACCGAGUUUGGCAAGGUGGUUGAGACAUGUCACAGACUUCUGGGUGUGAUUUUCACCAACUCUGGCUCACCUCUGAACUGGACCACUUCUAAAGCUUCCCCCAUUUUGCAUAACUGUAUCACAAGCUUGUAUGUACUUGAUCAUAUCCCAGCAACCUGGUGGGGCUGGUUGCACAAGUUUUGCUGUUAGACUAGUCUAAUGUCGGCUGUACAAAAAUAAAACCAGACUGAUUUUAAGCCUAAAAAGUUAGCCACUGUACCCCAAGGCUAUGGUGACAAUGGUGUCACCGUUGACUCACAUUCAUUUGGGUUUUAGCAACACAACCUAUGUUAGUCUGAUUUUUUACUCAUUUUUCUGAUACAACAAUUGCAAUUACAAAAAAUGUUGGUGCUUUAGGAGUGUACAGUGGUUUUAUCAGGUUUUUGUUGCUGAAAACAAGGUUGAUAAAAGUAGAGUUUGCAGGCAAUAAAACCAAAACAAUGAGCUAAAAAUGCUCUGUAGUUUAGAGGGAAAAUGAAGAUACUUCAGAUAAUUCUCUGUGGGUUUGUCACUGUAGUGACGCCUUUAAGAUUACACUUAGUCGUUUGAUCCAUAGCUCAUAUAGAAAAUAUUGCUUGGCAAAGCUUUCAGAUUGCCAAGUAAGACCCUACAUGUCUAUCUGAAGCUGGACUUUUAGAGUUGAACCAUAGUCUGUCUUUGUACAACCAGCCCCUUCCUGGACUUCCCUAAAUAAUACCCUCUACUCUGAAGCUCUCUGUUUUCAUGAUCGAACUGUCAAAAUAAUAAGAGCAUAUAAUUUGGCUGCUGUUGCCUCUGUAACCUUUGGAACCGACUGAGUCACCUAACUGAAUGUGUCCACAGCAGAUGGCUAAUGAGGCAGUAAGUGAGCUAAAUACCAGCCUUCCUUCCCUUUACAGCGCUCCGACUACAGUGACAACAUUUCAAUUCAAGUGACACUCAGUGCAGCUUCCCUGUAUUACUCACUGACUGCUGUUGAUAUUCACCAGACUAAAGCAACCCAUUAAGCCAGGACUAAAAAAGGAUGCUACUACUGAAUGGGCUUCAUAGCACCAUAUAUCACUGUUGCUGAGGAAAGUGUUUAUUUAUUUAUGUGUUUGCGAGCUUCGUUAUUCACUGACUUUCUUUUAUUGAAUAUUUAUUUAUUUAUUGUGCAGAAAUAGAUUCGUGUGCCAUUAUACCUUAAGUUGGCAAAGAUGCACGCAACAGGGCUUGUACAAAACUGCUUGAUGCAUGCUGUGAGACGUGCAAUACUGUAUCUUUCUAGUUGUAUAUUUCUUAGAGAGGACUUUAAAACAGGGAAAGCUUUACCAGUGAUGUAACCAACUUGAACCGCCUUAAGUAAACAUUUUUUUAUACACCAACAUGGUUCAAUGGCUGAAUUUUUUUUUUUUUCAUUUGUUUGAAUAACAUGAGUGAUUGCAUGGCUUUGAUGGAGUUUUCUAAGCAGUAUUUCAUUCAGUUUAGCAUUUCAUUUAAUUAUAUGGGAAAACAGUAAACUAGAGGCUUUUGGGUAGCCACACAGCUAUAUGUUUGCUUUCUCCCAUCACAAAUGCUUCAUUCCACAAUACUGGUUUAUGAGUCAAUAUUGAAAAAGCAGAUUCCACAAAUUUAUUUUAAAAAUAUCCAAUAGUCAAAGAAUAGCUUUACAUUUUGAGAAAUUAGCUUAUUCACCUUCUUGCUAAGCAUUAAGGCCCAUUUAUACUUCUAUGUUAAGGGCUAUGCCACAGAUUACAGCAGCAUUAUAUGCAUAGGCUCUGCUAGGCUACAGCAUGUGAUGUGUGUCUGGUCCAAAAUGUAACUACAGUGGGACCCCUAUUAACUUAUUUUUUAUUUGGCCCUUGCAUCAUGUAUGAAUUUCAUGUCUGUGCAUAUUAAGUACAGAGCUGGACCAGGACGCUGUUACCUUAGCUUAGCACAAAGAUGGGAACCAAGGUGGAAACAGCACCAACCACAGACCUGACUGGUCAAAUGUUUCUACAGCCAGGGGAGGCAGCCAUGUUUUCAUGACACUCAGCAAAAAAAAUAAAAUAAAAUAAAAUAAAAUAAAAUAAAAUAAAAGUGCAUUUCACAAAAUGUAAAACAACCCAUGGUCUCAAUCAGAUUCAUAAUGUAUUCAGUAACCCCUUUUAUGCUUUAAAUGGGAUUUAUGUAUUUUUUAAACAUGCUUAUUAUUUGGGAUUCUCAUAACAGCAAGUUAGAUCGUCUCUCAGUGCAAAAAAUAAAAUAAAACAAGAAAGACAAGCACGCUUGCAGAUCUGUCAGCUUCCAA